UAUGGCCAACAGUUGUGUAACUAGCUGUAUUUUCUGCGAAAAAGAAUUUAAAACGAGGAAUGCUUUGCGAAAACAUGUCGAUUUGAAGCAUCCAGGCUGUACUACGGCAGACAAUAUCAAAUUCAAAUGGAAUGGCAAAGACGUUUCAUAUCCAAAAGCAAAGAGAAUUUCUAAAACACUGAAACGCAAAUAUCUCACGUGGAUUGGCGAGUUAACUGAGUCUAUAAAUUCUGCACAUAAUCCUCUCGUCCCAGGGAAAUGGUAUCACCUAGAAGCAUCUAAUGUCCCUCAAGAGUAUUUCAGUCAGCUUUUGUACGAUAUCAACAGUGCAUAUAUCAACAGUGCAAGAGUAGUAAAACACCUGAAACCUCCAUUGUGGCGAACAGACGUUUUAAGAUUAUCAUAUAAGACCAACUGCGAGGAUGACGUUUUGAGAGCAUUCAGCCAAAACACCGAUAUCUCAUUGGUCUUGUCCAAGUCGUUUAGCGGUUCUAAUGAAAUCGAAGAAAGAGCAGAAUUGUUUGGAAGAGCGGCGCUUGAAGCAGCAAAAUCAAAUGAAAGUCGACUAAGUGCUACUACUAAGUCAAAGAUUAAUAUUGGUAAUGGGGACGGAAGGGCAACCAGAGAGAUGGAGCUGAUUUGGUUCCCGUUAUACCACAAUUCAUCUAGUGGACACUUGAAAAUUCGAUUGCAUAUUGGAAAAGUUAAGUUGUAUUGAAACACUUUUUGAAAAAGAUGUUUAAUUGCACGUUUUUGUAGUUAUUUACAUGUAUCUAGUGACGUUGGAAGGAUGAUGAAGAAACUAUUUUACAAAACAUACACAUAUAAAUAGUAAGUUCAAAAUCACUUACCGGUAUGCCAAAAUAUUUUGUGGGACAUGAGUGAAAUACACGAACGUUUUUUUGUAAAUUGGCAUAUUUAACUUUACUUGUAACGCCAGUCAAUGAAACACGAUAGGGUAUCUUAUGUUUAGCUUCUCAGUUAACCUGCUGCUUCGAGCUAUUGUAAAUAUGGGGUAAAUAUCAGGAUUUUUGAACACAUUAAUUUGAUUGACAGUGUUGUUGUUAAAUGCCGCCCAAUGAAGCACCAGGAGAUAUUUAUCUCACAGAUCAACAGCUUUUCAGCCAAGUUAACCUGCUGCUUCAAGGCAGUCA
Molecule: messenger RNA, 1154 nt
Organism: Exaiptasia diaphana
Lineage: Eukaryota; Metazoa; Cnidaria; Anthozoa; Actiniaria; Aiptasiidae
Exons: 2
Coding region: 2-718 (238 amino acids)
Source: RefSeq, a predicted model, not a curated record